This is a messenger RNA of Salvelinus namaycush (lake trout), 834 nucleotides long. Its product is annotated as growth arrest-specific protein 7-like. The record is from RefSeq and is a predicted model, not a curated record. The coding region runs from base 1 to 834 and encodes 277 amino acids. Lineage: Eukaryota; Metazoa; Chordata; Actinopteri; Salmoniformes; Salmonidae. Gene Ontology annotation, biological process: actin filament polymerization; neuron projection morphogenesis. The transcript is spliced from 9 exons. Gene Ontology annotation, molecular function: actin filament binding. Gene Ontology annotation, cellular component: actin filament; cytoplasm; plasma membrane.
AUGGAGUAUGGCGCUGCAACGGAUAAGAAGGACCCUCAGGGGACAAGCUGUAUCUCAGGGUUUGAGGUCUUACUGCAGAAACAGCUGAAGGGGAAGCAAAUGCAGAAAGAGAUGGCUGAGUUUAUACGAGAAAGGAUAAAGAUUGAAGAGGAAUAUGCCAAGAACCUCGCCAAGCUGUCACAGAUUCCCCUCGCGGGACAGGAAGAAGGUACUCUUGGGGAAGCCUGGGCUCAGCUAAAGAAGAGUCUGGCUGACGAGGCCGAGGUUCACCUCAAGUUCUCCUCUAAGCUCCAGAGUGAGGUGGAGAAGCCUCUGUUGACGUUCAGAGAUAACUUUAAGAAGGACAUGAAGAGGUUCAAUCAUCACAUCUCAGAACUACGGAAACAGCUGGUUGGACGACACUCAGCCGUGGAGAAGGCCCGUAAGGCUCUAGCGGACAGACAGAAGGACUUGGAGGUGAAGACCCAGCAGCUAGAGAUCAAACUAAGCAACAAGAUCGAGGAAGACAUCAAGAAGGCUCAGCGGAAAUCCACACAAGCAGGAGACGACCUGAUGCGCUGUGUCGACCUUUACAACCAGUCGCAGUCCAAAUGGUUUGAGGAGAUGGUGACCACAAGCCUGGAGCUGGAGAGGCUGGAGGUAGAGAGGGUGGGGAUGAUACGACAGCAUCUGUGUCAGUACACCACCUUACGGCAUGAGACGGACAUGUUUAACCAGAGUACGAUGGAGCCAGUGGACCAGCUGUUACAGAGUGUGGACCCAGCUAGAGACAGAGAGCUCUGGGUCCAGGAGCAGAAGACAGGAGACAUCAGGCCUGUGGACAUUGAGAUAUAA